Molecule: messenger RNA, 1206 nt
Organism: Capsella rubella
Lineage: Eukaryota; Viridiplantae; Streptophyta; Magnoliopsida; Brassicales; Brassicaceae
Product: putative F-box protein At5g52610
Exons: 1
Coding region: 16-1071 (351 amino acids)
Molecular function (GO): protein binding
Source: RefSeq, a predicted model, not a curated record
UUUUGCUAUUAAAUCAUGUUUCCUGAAGAAAUUUUCUUCGAAAUUCUCUUAAGAUUGCCAGUGGAAACUCUAGCAAUCUUUUUAUGUGUGUCCAAGCUUUGGCUCUCAAUCAUCCGCAGUAGACAUUUCAUCAACGCAUACCAAUCUCGAUGCUCUACUCGUCGUCAGUCUCGUGUCAUGUUCGCUUUACAAGAUCAAUUCGCAACAUUCCGUUGGCACUUUCUCUCGAUAUCCCAACCUUCUUUUGUAAUCAAUGCACCAUGCUCCGUCGAUAACACCUCUUAUACGCCUUAUUGCGUCCAUGGUUUGAUAUGUAUUGAAUACAUGGAUCAGUUGUGGAUAUGUAAUCCUGCCUUGGGAAAGGGAGUACUCUUACCCCAAGGUCCCCAAUCCUCUUCCUAUAAACCGUUCAGGACAUGGUAUAUGGGAUAUGAUCCUAUCAGUUGUCAAUAUAAGAUCUUGUUUUUCUCGAAAAAGCGUUUAAGAUGUCGCUACAAAGUGCAAGUGUUUACUCUAGGAGGAGGUCAAGGUUCAUGGAAGAUGAUCGAGGUUGGGAAUGUUCAUUCUCCCGUUACCAGAGGAGUAUGCAUCGAUGGGAUUGUGUAUUACGGUGCUGGCACGGCGCAUGGACCGAGGUUAGUAAGAUUCUAUGUGGCGACGGAAAAGUUUGAUGAUUUCAUUGAAUUUCCAGUGGAGGCUAGUAUUGUUUAUGAUAUGUUAUUCGCGAACUACCAAGGGAAACUAGCUUUGGUUGCUAAAAGAAAUAUUAGCAAGUAUGAUAUAUGGGUUUUGGAAGAUGCCAAGAAACAAGAAUGGUCUAAAGUCUCUAUCAAUAUAAAUCGAGAGAUGUGUUCGUAUAAUCUUAUUUGGCCAGGUGUUGUGGGUUUUGUUGCUGGUAGUGGUGAUCUUAUAGUUACAGCUCGUGAUUAUCUUCUUCAGUUUCAUCUUGUUUAUGUUGAUCUCAAGAAGAAAUGUUCAAGGGGAGUUUGGUUGGGAGGAGUUAGACCCUUGGCUCGAUCAUCUUUGGUGCUAGCUUUCACGGAUUACGUUGAAAGUAUUAUGUUGUUGUAAUAAGAACAAGAAGAGUGAUCUUGAUGUUACAUGAUCCACAUGAGUGAAAGGAUUUGUUCUUUCGUUUAAUGUUGAUCAGUUUUUUUUUUUCUUUUUCUUUUUCUUUUGAAUGUUGGUCACUCUAGUCCAAGUGAA